This is a messenger RNA of Cyclocybe aegerita, 768 nucleotides long. The record is from the annotation of a GenBank genome assembly. Lineage: Eukaryota; Fungi; Basidiomycota; Agaricomycetes; Agaricales; Hemipholiotaceae.
AUGGCAAGCGCGAAUGGUGGUGCUUACAGUUACUCCCUGACCGUCUUCUCACCGAGCGGGAAGCUCGUUCAGAUCGAACACGCUCUUGCUGCGGUCGCUCAGGGUACUACUAGCCUCGGAAUCAAAGCCACGAACGGAAUCGUAAUUGCGACAGAGAAGAAGACAUCCUCCAUCCUAAUCGACGAUUCUGUGAUUGAGAAAGUUGCUGUCAUUUGCCCUAACAUCGGAAUAGUUUACUCUGGAAUGGGUCCAGAUUUCCGAGUUCUCGUCACCAAAGCACGCAAAAGCGCUCAAGCCUAUUGGAAGAUUUACGGCGAAUAUCCACCAACGCGGGUACUUACCCAAGAGAUCGCAACCGUUAUGCAGCAGGCAACUCAAUCAGGAGGCGUGAGGCCCUACGGGGUAUCGUUAUUAGUUGCUGGAUGGGACAGUCAUCGGGGACCUACCCUUUAUCAAGUUGAUCCUUCCGGUUCUUUCUGGGCAUGGAAAGCCAGCGCUAUCGGAAAGAACAUGAUCAACGCCAAAACUUUCCUGGAGAAACGAUAUAAUGAUGAUAUCAGCCUCGAGGACGCCAUACAUACAGCUCUUCUAACACUCAAGGAAGGCUUCGAAGGACAGAUGACCGAAAAGACGAUAGAGAUCGGUGUGGUAACCGUUCCGACACCUGCAGAGCUCGAAGAGGGAAAAGUCGGCGGGGAGACAGGUCGGCCAAAGCCAACAUUUAGGAAGUUGACUGAAGAAGAAGUUCGGGACUAUUUGGCGCUGUAG